AUGACAACAGAUGUCUCUAAUAAAACUAGUGCUGAAGAGGGGAAAGAGGUUCUUCCCAAAAAGCCAGUUUUAUCGGAUGGAGUAUCACACAGUACUGAAAAUGGAGUAAAGGACGUGACCCAGGGACAAAUUCCCAAUGCUAUGGACAUAUUGGAACAAGAGGACAAGAAUGACAAGGAAAUUAAAGAGCUCCCUGGCCCUGGUUCAGUUGAGCCUAUGGAUCUUGAUGGAUAUUCCAAGGACCCUGAAAAAAUUGAUUCUUCAUGUAAACACAGUGAGCCAGAACGUCUUCAGUCUGGCAGGAACUCCAAGGAGAGAGCUCUAGAGAGCCGGACUCCAGAACUUUCUUUAGAAGAGCUAAGUAUCAGCUCAAAACAUCAGCAGCAGGCAGCUAAAGGAAUAGGUCAGCCAGUGCCUACAGAAGAACCUGUGCAGAGAUCAAGCAGGAAAAGGAAAUUACUUGAGGAUGUGGAGUCUGGAAAAACACUUCUGCUUGAUGCUUAUAGAGUAUGGCAGCAAGGUCAGAAAGUUAUGGCCUAUGACCUGGGUAAAAUUGAGAAGAUCAUGUCUGAAACGUACAUGCUGAUUAAACAGGUGGAUGAAGAAGCAGCACUUGAACAGGCAGUCAAGUUUUGCCAGGUGCAUAUGGGAGCAUCAGCACAGAAACAGUCCACAGGAGAAGCACCCAUGACCCCUAAGCAUACAAAGGACAACAGAGACAGCUUCUUCCCAGUAACAGCAACCACACUGCAUCCUACCCCAGUGAAUCCAGACACUGUGACUCCUGAAAAUCUCCUGAGACUGAAUGAUCUGCAUUCCAAAUCCAAACCAGCCUCUUCCUCUUCUUCCUCCUCCUCCUCAGCAUCUUCAGUGCCUCCAUCCCAGGAGUCACACAGGGACACUGAGCAUUUGCAGAGUCAAAAAGCAGAGACUGCUCCUAGCACAAGUGAUCUCGCACGUGAGGAAGAAGAGCUUGAAGUGCCUUUGGAGGGGCUUGGAUUUCAGCAGCAGGAGUCACGGCUUUGUCAGCAGAUGAAAAUGGCAACUGUUGCACCCUCGCCAGAGCCUGUCUGCUGGCAAGUGGAAUCAGUGACCAGCACAAAUUUGGGACAUGUUUGUACCCAAGCCUCAAGUUCCAAACCUGAACUCAGCUCCAGUUCACAGACUUUGGGAAGUCAGCAGAACAAGACAGAUGGCACCCGAGUAAAAACUCGCAUUCUGCCCAACAUGCCAAAGCUUUUCAUACCUUCAUCUGUCACCAAGUUUCCACCUGAGAUCACUGUCACUCCACCCACUCCCACCCUCCUUUCUCCAAAGGGCAGCAUUUCAGAAGAGACCAAGCAAAAAUUAAAGUCUGCUAUUUUGUCUGCUCAGUCUGCAGCGAAUGUAAAGAAGGAGAGCCUUUGUCAGCCAGCUUUGGAAAUCUUAGAGACCUCAAGCCAGGAGUCCUCACUGGAAAGUGAUACUGAUGAAGAUGAUGACUACAUGGACAUAUGAAUGAAUUCUGGCCAUCAUCAACAUCAGCCAUAUAAUCAUUCUUGUUGCCAGCAUCUCUGGCAGUUGCAACAUCUUCGCUGGCAUUACUCUCCAUUCAAUUAGCAUCACUGUGUUCUUCACUUUCAUUACCUUUUUUAUCACUACUACCACUUGUAUUGCCUUCAAAACCUUCGCCAUUCUCCUCAUCAUGGUGCUUGAUGGAAAGAACAAUUG
Messenger RNA from Nestor notabilis (Kea), 1710 nucleotides. Its product is annotated as calcineurin-binding protein cabin-1-like. Gene Ontology annotation, cellular component: nucleus. Lineage: Eukaryota; Metazoa; Chordata; Aves; Psittaciformes; Psittacidae. The record is from RefSeq and is a predicted model, not a curated record. The coding region runs from base 1 to 1497 and encodes 498 amino acids. Gene Ontology annotation, biological process: chromatin organization. The transcript is spliced from 6 exons. Gene Ontology annotation, molecular function: nucleosome binding.